AAAUCUCUCUUUCUAUUUCUCUCUCCGUGUCGAAGACAAGUGCGGUUUGGCCGACAAAUAAGAGUGAUAUCUCUCAUUUCAUAUGUCCGCUUUUGAUUUUGAUUUUUCAGAGAUCGAAGAGAGAAAAGUGGGCGAUUUUUUCUUGGGUUUCUUCUGCUUUCACUUUCCCUUUUUCCCUCUUCCUCUAAAUCCAUGGAUACGCCCCAUUGGCCACAGAUGGAAGGAGCAGGAGCAGGAGGUUCAAAGGGUAAUUUGUUGGAGAGAAAAGCUCGGCCUGCGAAGGAGGAAGCACUGAAAUGUCCACGCUGCAAUUCCAGCAACACCAAAUUCUGUUACUACAAUAAUUACAGCCUCUCUCAGCCACGCUAUUUCUGUAAGGCCUGUCGCAGGUACUGGACCGACGGCGGCUCCCUCAGAAAUGUUCCUGUGGGCGGCGGCUCACGCAAGAACAAAAUCAGGUCUGAUCACAAGAUCAAGAUCAACGGCUCCGAUCAAAACCCUAAAAUCCACCAUACCCAGGAUCUCAAUCUCGCCAUCCUCCCUUCUUCAACUUCUUCUUCCUCUUCUUCUUCUCACAGCUUGCUGCUGGGUUCUUUCAUGGCCGCGCCCAGCGCCGGCCUGGGGUUUUCGCUGGAGGGGUUUGAAAAUAGUGGGUAUGGGAAUCUUCAUCAUCAUCAUCAUCAACAUCAACAUCAACAUCAAGAUCAGACGGCUGCCAUGUUUCCAAUUGAGGAUUUGAAGCAACCCAAUGGAGCAGCGGCAGCAGCAGGGGCUGGGUUUGAGCAUGGAGGAGGGGAAUCAGGCGGUGGUUUUUGGAAUGGGAUGUUGGGAGGUGGAUCAUGGUAAUAAAUUCAAUUCCUUCUAAUUUCAACCCCUCUUAAUUUACUUUUACUUUAGAAGGAUGAACAGAAUGGUGUGCUUUUUUUAGAGCUUGGUGUUGUUUUGGUGGUGGUGAAUCUGAAUUAAUCUGGUGAUGGGGGUGAUUUUUGUUUGGAGUUUGAUGGAGAAAACUAACAAUAGGGUUAAUUUUUGUGUUUCUUCUUCUUCUUCUUCUUCUUCUUCUGUUCUUGGUGUUUAUUAUUAUAGAUGUGGAUGGUUUUGAAGCUUUGGUUUUAGGUCAGCUUCAAAAGAUUUGCAUGUUGGAAUAUAAUGGUGUGGAAUCGGAUGUGUUUAUAAAGACUCCAUUUUAGCUCCUCAGCUAUAUAUAUUAUACAUAGUAAUGGCUAUUGGCUUCCU
Molecule: messenger RNA, 1236 nt
Organism: Momordica charantia (bitter melon)
Lineage: Eukaryota; Viridiplantae; Streptophyta; Magnoliopsida; Cucurbitales; Cucurbitaceae
Biological process (GO): regulation of DNA-templated transcription
Molecular function (GO): DNA-binding transcription factor activity; DNA binding
Source: RefSeq, a predicted model, not a curated record